AUGCCAUUCUCCAUCUUUCUCAGAGUAUUUCUGUUGGUCAGGAACAGUCACAAAGGAAAUGUUUACUCUUUACAGAUGUCUGCUAAAGGGAAGAUCAACGUUGAAAAAUGGGACCCCAAUGCAGAUGGAGAACUGAAUGAAGUGAACUUGAGGAAAAAGUUGAAGAAGAAAGGUUGCAACUGUUUGACCUAUGAAUAUCCGCCGGGCACUGUGUUUUGUGACCACACCUAUGGUCACUCCAAGAAGGAUGCUAUCCUUACCGGGCAAUAUGAAGUGUUCAUGUAUGGACAGAAGGCUGUUCUUCAACCUGGAGACAUGAUUGACAUUCCUGCUAACACCAUACAUAACACGGCAGUUGUUGGGAACAAGUUUGUCCAGUUUUUUGAUGCGAGUGUAAUUUAUUAAAUAUAUUUAGAUUCACUUGAGGUCAAACUAUUUUAUCUUAUUCUUCUUUCACUUUCAACUCUAAAGAGCAUUGAUAUUCACGUUCACAGCCAUUUUCUUAUAUUAACCUUAUUUCAACAUGACUCUUUUCCUCUUUAAUCUAACCACUCACUAUUUCUAUGAAGAAAUUCCUCUAUUUGCUGCACUCUUGAAAUACUUUCAGGGGAAACUGGCCAAAGUUAAUUUUUUACAUUUUGACUUACUUUCUGUCUUUGGUUUAUCAAAGACUAUUGGAAAUAAAUUAUAUUGUUUUUCUCUCUCCCUUUUUUUAAUUUCCUCAGUUUAACAAGAAUAUUUGAUAAAUGGAUCAACAUAAAACUAACAUACUUUAACUGUGUUUUUUAAACAUGUCAAUCUAUUUCUCUGAUUUAUUAUAAACUGAUAUGUUGUAUUAAAACUUUUUUUUUAUUUUUGAGAAAUUUUCUUUUGGUUGGGUUGGAAAAUAUGUUACCUUUUAUUAAAUUAUAAAUUAAUAUUAAGGCAGCAAGCUGGCAGAAUUGUUAGAAAAGUGGA
Molecule: messenger RNA, 957 nt
Organism: Octopus sinensis (East Asian common octopus)
Lineage: Eukaryota; Metazoa; Mollusca; Cephalopoda; Octopoda; Octopodidae
Exons: 1
Coding region: 1-405 (134 amino acids)
Source: RefSeq, a predicted model, not a curated record